UCAAAUAAUACUUCCAUAUAUAACUUCCAUUUUCCCUUCCCCCCCAAAAAACCAAAAUAUCAACACAAAUCAACUAAUUCCAAGAUGGGGUUUUUCCACUCCUUUCUUCUAAUUACCCUCCUUUUUUCUUCCUUCUAUUCUUCUUACGGUUCCAUCUUCACAAUCACAAACAAUUGCCCUCAUCCCAUAUGGCCCGGCACGCUUUCUGGCUCGGGCACGCCCCCGCUUCCCACGACCGGGUUCAGGUUGGAGUCGGGGCAAAGCGUUAGAAUUCCAUCGACUCCGGGAUGGUCAGGACGGAUUUGGGGAAGGACAGGAUGUAAUUUUGAUGAAUCUGGGAUUGGGAAAUGUCAAACUGGAGAUUGUGGAGGAAGGCUGGAAUGUGAUGGGAAUGGUGCUACUCCUCCUGCUUCUUUGUUUGAGAUCACUGUGGGAAUUGGCGAUGAUAAAGAUUUUUAUGAUGUUAGUAUUGUAGAUGGGUAUAAUUUGCCGCUUAUUGUUGUGCCACGAGGUGUCUAUGGGCCUUGUAAUGCCACUGGCUGUGCUUCCGAUCUCAAUUUAGGUUGUCCAAAAGAGUUGCAAGUAGUGGGGGGAGAGAGCGGCGGAGUACAAGGGGGAGUGAUCGCAUGCAAGAGCGCUUGCGAGGCGUUUGGGCUUGACCAAUACUGCUGCAGUGGACAAUUUGCAAACCCUAAUACAUGCCAUCCAUCCAUUUACUCAUCCAUUUUCAAACAUGCUUGUCCAAAGGCUUAUAGUUAUGCCUACGACGAUGGCACUAGCACUUUCACUUGCAAAGCUUACGAUUAUACUAUUGUUUUUUGCCCCGACGCCGAUGGAUCAAAGAAAGCAACAAACGAAACAAUAAGCAGUCCUCCAGGUGUGGAAGAGCCAACAAAUGGGGAAUUCAUACAUUUGGUUUCAUCAUCAACCAUUCUCCAACAAGCCCUACCCUUUUCAUUAGCAAUUGUAUUAUUAAUCAUCAUCAACUUACUCUUCUGAUAAUUUCCAAUGCCUAAUCUCUCCAUGCAAAGCCCUUGAUUAGGGAAUCAUAUGAUAUUUCAGAAAAUUAAGCCCUACCAGCUUGGCCUUUGAAUGGGAACACUACCGAUGUCUUUCAAAUCUGUAUCGAACUUUAGACAGAAAUUGGGGGAACAAGUUUUUAGUGAAAUUGAUUAUGUAAAAGCUGAUUAGGCUUGGGAGUCACUUUAUUUGUUCUUGGAAAAUGUGGAAAAGGAAAACUAUGUUCGCUUCCAUUCCUGUUGAAUUGAAUGGAAUUUUUAAAGAUGGAAAUUAUUUAACAUUAUUUUA
Messenger RNA from Benincasa hispida (wax gourd), 1308 nucleotides. Its product is annotated as pathogenesis-related thaumatin-like protein 3.5. NCBI's taxonomy places the organism in Eukaryota, Viridiplantae, Streptophyta, Magnoliopsida, Cucurbitales, Cucurbitaceae. The record is from RefSeq and is a predicted model, not a curated record.